Anolis carolinensis (green anole) is the source of this 5921-nucleotide messenger RNA. RefSeq names its product gap junction alpha-3 protein. The coding region runs from base 1830 to 2666 and encodes 278 amino acids. NCBI's taxonomy places the organism in Eukaryota, Metazoa, Chordata, Lepidosauria, Squamata, Anolidae. The transcript has 2 exons. Gene Ontology annotation, cellular component: connexin complex. Gene Ontology annotation, biological process: cell-cell signaling. Gene Ontology annotation, molecular function: gap junction channel activity. The record is from RefSeq and is a predicted model, not a curated record.
UAAUAAUAAUAACAACAUCAUCAACAAUAAUAAACAUCUUUGAAGAGGUAUUCAGGAUGUACAAUAUUAGGGGAACCAUUCUGGGAUGAUGUCUGGGGAAAGUCCAGUGGCCAUUUGGGAAAGAAAAGGGGCCAGAAUGAGCAGGGCAUGAGGUUCCCCUGAUGUCGAGCUCUUUUAGUUAGGGAUUUCCUUCUUGAAGGGAGUUCCCCGCUCCUCUCUCGGGCGUGAGUCCGAGGAUCCUGGCAAGAGGGGGAGCCGCUAUAGAUCAAUCAAGGUUUAGCCAAAGAAUUUCUCACCCUCAGGAUGUUGAAGAAAGAACACUGAGUUGUUUUAUUCAGUUUCAGCUGAAAAAGGAUGACCCCCGCGAUCAUUCGUCAAGGAACCAUAACAUACAUUUACAGCAACCACUUUUAUAACAAAAAUAUGGGGGGCGCGGAUUGAAUUCCGCGCUACACCUUUUCCCCGCCUUCGUAUGCGCUGAUUGGUCCUUAAAAUGGUGGCGGGAACCCUCGUCCAAUCAGAGGGCUCCCUGGUAUAGUGGUAUAGUUCAAUAUAUUAAUAUAUAAUGCUAAUAUUGUGCUAUGCUAAUAAUAUAAUGUAUUGUAUGUACAUACAGCUGCUCUGAGUCUCCUUCUGGGUGAGAAGGGUGGGAUAUAAAUGUAGUAAAUAAAUAAUUAAUUUUAGACUUAGGCUCGCCCAAAGUCUGAAAUGACUUGAAGGCACACAACAACAACAAUCCUAAUUAACUUGACUAUCUCAUUGGCCAGUAGCAGGCCCACACUUUCCAUUGAAAUCCUGAUAGGUUUAUGUUGGUUAAAAUUGUUUUCAUUUUUAAAUAUUGUAUUGUUCUUUCGUUGUUGUUGUUGUUGCACUACAAAUAAGACAUGUGCAGUAUGCAUAGGAAUUUUUCUUUUUUUUUUUUUCAAAUGAAAAUUCGGCCCCUCAACAGUCUGAAAGAUAGUGGACCGGCCCUCUGCUUCAAAAGUUUGAGGACCCCUACUCUAAAGGGUUGGGGCUUGCUGUAUACAUUUCUCCUUGUUGAGAUCAAUUUGGUUAGUUUCUGCCAAUCGGCUCUUUAAUCUGUUGUGGUCAUUUUGAAUCCCGACCCUGUCUUCUGGAGCGUCCGCUCUCCCUCUCAGUUUGGGGUCAUCUUCCUAGAAAUCUCAGCCGUCUUCUGAUUUCUUGAGUGCAAUGAAUGACACUGAAUGUGGAGAACUCUCCCUUUGAAGGACAUUAGACUGUAUUCCGGCGGUUGAUCCCUCAGGUGGGACUCAUCGUAGGCACAUCUGGGGCGCAAGCAAGGCCGGCUCACAAGAUGAGGCGGCUGCAGCGAGACGAGACUCUGCUCUCCUUCAUCCCAAAGUCACUUUGCUGGGAGGCAGAGGGAGGUGAAAGGCGCAUGGCUCUCUCGGCGCAUGAGGGCCAUGAAGGGCCUUCCAAGAGCACCGCGUGGCUCCCAGAGGCGAGCUGUUCUAAGGCCCCCCUCCCUGCCUAAAUAUAACCUUGCCGCCCGGCCCAUUCGCCCCGCAGGAGGGGCUAUAAUUAACCAAGGGCCCGGUCCAAAAAUAAAAAGUCCCGUGCCCUACCCCUCUCUCCCCCUUCUCCUCUCUCUCUUGGCCAGACACAUUUGCUCAGUGGACGGCGCACAGGUCAGUCAUGAAGCUCUGAUGCCAACGAAGCUUGGAUGAGACCGACGUCCAUUGGAGAGAUGGGCAGCUUUUGGGGCCGUCGCCCAACAGAGUCACCCCUCUUCCUCCUUGGACGGAAGACCUGAGUUUGGGAUGGGAACUGCUUAGCCUUGGAGCCUCCCCAUCCGGAAGGGGGCCCCGAUGGGCGAGUGGCACCUGCUGGGCCGGCUGCUGGAGAGUGCGCAGGAGCACUCCACGGAGGUGGGCAAGGUCUGGCUGACGGUGCUCUUCAUCUUCCGCAUCCUGGUCCUGGGGGCGGCUGCCGAGAAGGUCUGGGGGGACGAACAGUCCAACUUCUCCUGCGACACCAAGCAGCCUGGCUGCCAGAGCGUCUGCUACGACCAGACCUUCCCCAUCUCCCACGUCCGCUUCUGGGUGCUGCAGAUCAUUUUCGUCUCCACCCCGAGCCUGGUCUACCUGGGCCACGUCCUGCACCUGGUGCGCAAGGAGGAGAGGGAGCGGGGCCUCUCUGCGGCUGGCACCCCCCUUCGCGACCCCUGGGGCCGGAUCCGCCUGCGAGGGGCCGUGCUGCAGACCUACCUCUGCAACGUGGUCUUCAAGGCCCUGCUGGAGGUGGGCUUCAUCCUGGGCCAGUACCUGCUCUACGGCUUCGGCCUGAAGCCUCUCUACACCUGCAGCCGCUGGCCCUGCCCCAACGCCGUCAACUGCUACAUCUCGCGGCCCACGGAGAAGACCAUCUUCAUUCUCUUCAUGCUGGCCGCGGCCUGCCUCUCGCUCCUCCUCAACGUGGUGGAGGUCUGCCACGUGCUCCGAGCCAAAUGCAGCAGGGCAGGACGGGGGUCCCAGGCCGAAUCAGAGGUCCUGGCUGAGGCAGAAGUAGAGACCCCAGCCCACCUCCCUGGGGGCAAAGACGUCGUCGCCGGCAUCGGAAACCCCAACUGGGAUCGACACCAGAAGCGAGGCAGCAAGCCCAGCAAGUCCAGUGCGAAAUGGAGGCCGAGUGAUUUGGCUGUUUAAGGGCUUCUGUGGCAAGGCAAGCACUCUUCGGAUCAUAGAGACCCCAAAGGCCAUCCAGUCCAACCCCAUUUGUGCCAGGCAGGACAAGCACAAUCAAAGCACCCCCGAGAGAUGGUCAUCCAGCAAUAAUAAUAAUAAUACAGUAGUCUCACUUAUCCAACAUAAACGGGCCGGAAGAACGUUGCAUAAGCAAAUAUGUUUGAUAAUAAGGAGGGAUUAACAAAAAGCCUAUUAAACAUCAAAUUAGGCUACGAUUUUACAAAUUAAGCACCAAAACAUCAUGUUAUACAACAAAUUUGACAGAAAAAGUAGUUCAGUAUGCAGUAAUGCUAUGUAGUAAUUACUGUAUUUACAAAUUUAGCACCGAAAUAUACAAUGUAUUGAAAACAUUGACUACAAAAACAUUGACUACUAAAAGGCAGACUGAGUUGGAUAAUCCAGAAUGUUGGAUAAACGAAUGUUCCUAGAGAAGUGCACUUGGAAAGGACCAGACGCAGAGCUUUUUCUAUUUCUGCCCCUGCCUUAUGGAAUGCCUUGCCGCCCUACAUGAGAGCCAUGCGUGAGUUAGGGCCUUUUACCCUAGCACUCAAGACCUGGCUCUUUACUAGAGCUUUUAAUCUAUGCUAAUUUUAUCAAUAUUUGUAUGUAUGUAUUUUUAUCCUUUACAAUUUUAUCUUGUAAAUCGCCUAGAGCAUCUUGAGUGGAGGGCGAUUCGUAAGUAAUUAAAUGAUGAUGAUAAUGAUGGAUAAGUGAGACUCUACUGUAAUAAUAAUAAUAAUAAUAAUAAUAAUAAUAAUAAUAAUAAUAUUUGCCUUUUCCCUCUUGGACCUUUGGUUUGGCUUCUUGGAAAUGGAAGAGGCCAGGGACUUGCAGGAAACCAUCUCAUUUUGUGUUUGCAGAAGAUGUCUUGAACUUCAGCUCCCAGAAGCUCCAGUCAAUAGUCUGGGAGCUGGAGAACCAGCUACCACUGUUAGGAAUUGUGGGAGUUGAAGUCCAAAACACCUGGAGAACUGAAGUUUGCCCAAGCCUGCUCUAAAUUAUCACCCAACUAUCACAAAUAUAGAAGUAGAAGGGAGAGGGCCUUUUCGGUGGUGGCUCCCCGGCUGUGGAACACCCUCCCCAGAGAUAUACGUCAAGCCCCAACCCUUCUGAGUUUUAGAAAAGCCCUGAAAACAUGGCUAUGUGCCCAGGCUUUCGAUGAUUAAAUGAUAAAGACGACCCAGACUGACUUAUGGCCACAGUACGAGGAUAUUGGAUGAAUGGACUUUAACUAUAUGUUUUAUAUUUUUAUAUUGUUUUAAGUGUUGUAAUUGGAUUUUAUUCAUUGCUAUGUUUUAAAUGUGUGUAGGCAUCGAAUUGUUGCCAAUUGUGUACGCCGCCCUGAGUCCCUUCGGGUGAGAAGGGCGGGAUAUAAAUGUUGUAAAUAAAUAAAAUAAAAUAAUAAUAAUAAUAAUAAUAAUAAUAAUAAUAAAUGUCAAACUAUUCUGGGACUUCCGAAUUCCGAAUGGCUGACAGUUUUGGAGCACAAUACUCCUGACCUCACGACUGUGUUAAAAAACAAAGUAUGGAUCAUUGAUGUUGCAAUCCCAAGUUCCAAGGUCUCUUUUACAAAUUGACUGCUUUAAUGCCAGACAUUACUCAUCCUCUAUCUGUGCAUUUCACUUUUUAAGUCUGUAGUAUCCUACAUUUCAUCUUGCUGAGAUCAGUGUUCUUCGUUUUGGCCAAUCAGCUCCCUAAGCUGUGAAGAUCAUUUUAGAUCCUGAACCUGUCUUCUAGAGCAGGCAUGGGCAAACUUCGGCCCUCCGGGUGUUUUGGACUGCAACUCCCACCAUUCCCAACAGCCUCAGCCCCCUUCCUUUCCCCCCUCAGCCAUUUAAGCUUGGACUAGAUGGCAUUUGUGGUCACCUUCCAAAUCCAGGAUUGGAUGACUCUGACUUGAAGGCCUGCUGCUUUGCCUGUGGCUCUUUCCAAAGAUCACCUUUUUCUGGGACGAGGAGCAAAGAUGUCCAAAGGAAGCCUUGUGGAGACGGAGGGCUCAAGGCGGCUGCGGCUGCCCUCCAGCGGCCAGAAAGCAGCACAACUGACCUCCCAAAGUGACCCAGGGCCCCUCCAAGGCAAUAUGGAAAUAAAGCCGGACUUUGCCAGGACAUCCUUGGCUUAUUUCGCUCCUUCACAAAACAGCUUCUGAAACCUAUUGCACAAGACAACCAUGCAUUCUGUGUGUCUUGCAAUGGGUUUGCCCCAUUUCAGGAAUUUGUGAUGAAAAAUCAGUCUCUGCAAGAAAAACUGGGUGUCAAAACGUUGUCAGCACAAUAGAUGCUGCCCUCUGCGUCCAAGAUGUUUGGCACAAAUUCAUUUUGCAAAGUCCCUAAGUCUUGUGUUGAGACGCUUAUUUGUAAGGAAGAGGGGCAGGACAAGGGUUUUGAGGAAUGCAACAAUUAGGAAUUGUGGGAGUUGAAGUCCAAAACACCUGGAGGGCUGGAGUUUGCCCAUGCCUGGGAGUUAAAAGGUAAAGGUUUCCCCUGACGUUAAGUCCAGUAAUGUCCGACUCUGGGGGUUGGUGCUCAUCUUCAUUUCUAAGCCGAAGAGUCGGCGUUGUCCGUAGACACCUCCAAGGUCAUGUGGCCGGCAUGACUGCUUGGAGCGCCGUUACCUUUCCGCCGGAGCGGUACCUAUUGAUCUACUCACAUUGGCAUGUUUUUGAACUGCUAGCUUGGCAGGAGCUGGGGCUAACAGCGGGCGCUCAUUCUGCUCCCAGGAUUUGAACCUGGCACCUUUCAGUCUGCAAGUUCAGCAGCUCAGUACUUUUAACACAGUGUGGUACCCGUGUGUUAGGUAAAGGUAAAGGUUUCCCCUGACGUUAAGUCCAGUCAUGUCUGACUCUGGGGGUUGGUGCUCAUCUCCAUUUCUAAGCCGAAGAGCCGGCGUUGUCUGUAGACACCUCCAAGGUCAUGUGGCUGGCAUGACUGCUUGGAGCGCCAUUACCUUUCCGCCGGAGCGGUACCUAUUGAUCUACUCACAUUGGCAUGUUUUCGAACUGCUAGGUUGGCAGAAGCUGGAGCAACAGCGGGCGUUCACUCCGCUCCCAGGAUUUGAACCUGGGACUUUUCGGUGCUUUAACACACUUCGCCACCGGGGCUCCUAAGCCUAACCCUAAUCCUAACCCUAACUUUAAACAAAGACAACUCAGAAUGCAUAGAGUCAUUGCUUUGCAGUGCGUUAACCUAAUGGUUCUGGUUUUCUAUGCCGUCUUUG